This is a messenger RNA of Aureobasidium melanogenum CBS 110374, 3162 nucleotides long. RefSeq lists its product as uncharacterized. The transcript is spliced from 3 exons. The record is from RefSeq and is a predicted model, not a curated record. Bases 1 to 3162 code for a protein of 1053 amino acids. Gene Ontology annotation, molecular function: metal ion binding. Lineage: Eukaryota; Fungi; Ascomycota; Dothideomycetes; Dothideales; Saccotheciaceae.
AUGCCUGCCGCAAAGACUCAGUCCCAUUUCAAACCCAUCCAAAAAUUCAAACUCGAUUAUGCUCCUAUCGGUAUUGCUCAGUAUGAAUCCGAACGUACUGGCAUGCGUGUCGUCGUUGUGGACCAAAAGGGUCCCAAGGUCUAUGGUUAUUUUACUCUAGCCACCGAAAUCCAUGAUGAUUCGGGUUCGCCGCAUACUCUUGAGCAUCUUUGUUUCAUGGGUUCCAAGAGUUAUCGCUACAAGGGCGUCCUCGAUAAGCUCGCCACUCGUGCUUAUUCCAACACGAAUGCCUGGACCGCCACUGAUCACACCGCCUAUACUCUGGAAACUGCUGGAUGGGAGGGUUUCGCUCAAAUUCUUCCCGUCUACCUCGAGCACGUGCUUGUGCCCACUUUGACUGACGCUGGAUGUUACACCGAAGUUUUCCACGUUGAUGGUACUGGUCAUGAUGCUGGUGUCGUCUAUUCUGAGAUGCAGGGUGUUCAAAACCAACAGGGCGAGCUUAUGGAGUUGCAAGCAAGACGCCUGAUGUACCCAGAAGGCGAUGGCUUCAGAUACGAGACUGGCGGUAUGAUGGAACAGCUCCGCGUUCUCACGGCUGACCGCAUCCGAGAGUUCCACCGUGAGAUGUACCAGCCCAAGAACUUGUGUCUGGUACUCAUUGGUGAGAUCGACCAACCCGAGCUCUUGCAGAUUCUUGAUGAGUUUGAGGGCACCAUCAUGGACGAUAUUCCGUCACCUGAAACCCCUUUCCAACGUCCUUGGGUCGAGUCCAAGCGCACACCGCCACUCAAGAAGACCAUUGUGGACACUGUGAAGUUCCCUGAAGAUGAUGAAUCCAUGGGUGAGGUGCUUGUUGGCUUCCUCGGUCCCGACUGCAAUGAUCAUCUGCAGGCAUCCGCGCUGGGCAUCAUGCUUAUCUAUCUUUGUGGCUCUUCGGUCUCUGUUCUGGAAAACACCUUGGUCGAGAAGGAACAGUUGUGCAGCAUGAUCUAUUACUCAACUGAUGUGCGACCCGACAUUGCUUUCUGGUUCAACCUGAGUGCUGUCGAGACUGAGAAGCUCGCCGAUGCCGAGAAACGUUUGUUUGAGGUUCUCAAGGAGACUGCUUCUAAGAAUCUUGAUAUGGGCUACAUGAAAGACUGUCUCAGUCGUUACCGCAGACAACUGAAGUUCAAGUGUGAAAGCACAGGAGACUUCUUUGCUACUCCUAUCAUCGAAGAUCACUUGUUCGGUAACAGAGACGGCAAGGAUCUCCGCGAACUCGAGACUCUCAAGGACUUGGAUGUCCUUGAAGGAUGGUCAGAUCAGCAGUGGAGAGACUACCUCUCGAGGUGGUUCGCAGACGCCCAUCACGUUUCCAUUCUUGGUGUACCUUCGAAGGAGUUGUCUAAGAAGCUCAAGACUGAUGAGAAGGCCAGAGUCAAGGCUCAGAAGGAGAGACUCGGCGAGAAGGGUUUGAAAGAGCUAGCUGAGAAGCUGGAGCAAGCCAAAGCUGAGAACGACAAGCCAAUCCCAGAUGAGGUUCUGUCACAAUUCCCCGUACCUGGAACCUCGUCCAUUCACUUCAUUCCGACAACCACUGCUAGGGCCGGCAGAGCUAGACAGAUGGGCAAGCUCAACAAUGACAUCCAACAGAUUGUCGACAAGGACGAUUCUGACAUUCCUCUCUUCAUCCACUUCGAACACAUCCCUUCAAACUUUGUUCGUACGAAGCUGGUCAUGUGCACUGGUUCGCUGCCUACAGAGCUCAAGCCACUUCUUGCAGUGUAUCUGUCAAACUUCUUCAUGACCCCUAUUACGCGCGAUGGGAAGCGUAUUGAAUUUGAGGAUGUAGUCACUGAGCUUGAGAAGGACACUGUCGACUACGACAUUACCUCAGGCCCUGGUAACGGCGAACUUUUGCAAAUAACUUUCCAGGUCGAAGCCGAAAAGUACUCAGCCAUGAUCGAUUGGCUUCGUACCACUCUCUUCAGUUCCAUCCUGGACAAGGAGAGACUACAAGUUGCCAUUACCAAAAUGCUCGCCGAUAUUCCUGACGAGAAGCGCAGUGGUAUGGACAUGGCUACAGCAGUAGACUCGAUGAUCCACCUUACCAGAGACUCGAGUAGCCGCUCGAGAAACACUCUCGUUAAAUCUGUCUAUCUCAAGCGCCUGAAGAAGCACCUGGCCAAGGAUCCUGAGUCCGUGAUCUCUCGUCUGAAGACAUGUAUCGACACACUCCACAAGCCUUCCAACUUCAGAGUCUACGUCGCAGCAAACAUGCACAACCUUGCGAACCCUGUGUCAUCUUGGAAGUCUCUGCUCAGCGACCACAAUGACAGCGCUCCCCUGCAACCACUCGACUCCCGCAAGUCUAAGCUCAGCGAAAUUUCCAAGAACCCUGGCAACACAGCUUACAUUGUCCCACUGUCCACCAUCGACUCUUCAUACGCACUCCUCACCUCUCGCGGUCCAGAUAGCUGGUCUCACCCCGAUCUGCCUGCGCUCAUGGUCGCUCAAUCCUACCUCGAUGCCGUUGAGGGCCCUCUGUGGACAGCAGUCCGCGGCACAGGUCUCGCCUACGGCACAGGCUUCUCUCGCUCCACCGAUGUUGGCCUGUUGACUCUACGUAUUUACCGCUCUCCCGACACAUUCAAGGCCUUCACGGCCGCCAAGAAGGAAGUCGAGAACUAUGCCACUGGCGCCACACCUUUCGACAAAUUUGCCCUCGAAGGCGCAGUCAGCAGUAUCAUCAUGGGUUUCGCAGACGAACAACCCACCAUGGGCAGUGCAGCCAAUCUAUCGUUUGUCAAUCAAGUCAUCAGAGGCAUUCCCAAGAACUGGAAUGACGAAAUGUUGGAAAAGGUUCGAAAGGUGUCGGAAGAGGAAAUCAAGGAUGUGCUCAAGAGACUUAUCAUGCCUAUCUUUAAUCCCGAGACUACUAAUUUGGUGGUUACUUGCGCUACUAUCAUGGAAGAGAACCUUGUCAAGGCUUUCACGGAUGCGGGUUUCAAGCCUGAAGUCAAGUCUCUCUCAGAUUUUGAAGACGAUUACGGACUCGAGAACAUUGAAGGUGAUGAUGACGAAGAAGACGAUGACGAGGAAGAAGAGGAAGAUGGCAGUGAAGACGGUAGCGAGGGAGAAGAUGAUUCCUCUGAAGGUGAAGAUGAUGAAGAGUAG